GUGCCCUUGGCUCGAGGGAGGAGCCCGAGUUCGUGACCGCUCGCGCUGGCGAGAGCGUGAUCCUGGGAUGCGACGUGAUCCACCCGCUCACGGGCCAGCCCCCUCCCUAUGUCGUGGAGUGGUUCAAGUUCGGCGUCCCCAUCCCCAUCUUCAUCAAGUUUGGGUUUUACCCUCCUCAUGUUGACCCAGAGUAUGCCGGCCGGGCCAGCCUGCACGACAAAGCCUCCCUGCGCAUCGAGCAGGUCCGCUCCGAGGACCAGGGCUGGUACGAGUGCAAAGUGCUCAUGCUGGACCAGCAGUACGACACCUUCCACAACGGCAGCUGGGUCCACCUCACGGUCAACGCCCUGACCUGCAUGGCAUUUGGGAACCCCAAGCCCAUCGUCACCUGGUUGAGAGAAGGAGACCUUUUGGGUGCCAAUGGCAAGUACCAGGUAGGUGGGUGCCAGGAGCUGGCAGGGGCUGCUGUGGGGGGCUCCCAGCUGUCCUUCCUGCCAGUGGGGCCUCCCUUCAUCGUUUCCCCUCCGGAGAACAUCACAGUCAACAUCUCCCAGGAUGCACUCUUCACCUGCCAGGCCGAGGCGUACCCCGGGAACCUCACCUACCUGUGGUACUGGGAGGAGGAGAACGUCUACUUCAAGAAUGACCUGAAGUUGAGGGUGCGGAUCCUGAUCGACGGGACGCUGAUCAUUUUCCGUGUCAAGCCAGAGGAUGCUGGAAAAUACACCUGUAUCCCCAGCAACAGCCUGGGCCGCUCGCCAUCAGCCUCUGCCUACCUGACAGUGCAGUAUCCUGCCCGCGUGGUGAACAUGCCGCCCGUCAUCUACAUUCCCAUCGGGAUACACGGAUACAUCCGCUGCCCGGUGGAGGCAGAGCCCCCGGUCACACUGGUCAAGUGGAACAAAGAUGGACGUCCCCUGCGAAUCGAGAAGUAUUCUGGCUGGAACCUGCUGGAAGACGGGUCGAUCCGGAUCGAGGAGGCAACCGAAGAUGCUCUCGGCACUUACACCUGUGUGCCUUAUAACGCCCUGGGUACGAUGGGCCAGUCUCCCCCUGCCCGACUGGUACUGAAGGACCCCCCCUAUUUCACGGUGCUACCAGGCUGGGAGUACAGACAGGAGGCAGGGAGGGAGCUGUUGAUUCCUUGCGCUGCUGCUGGAGACCCCUUUCCCAUCAUCGCCUGGAGAAAGGUAGGGAAGCCCAGCAGGAGCAAGCACAACACGCUGCCCGGCGGCACCCUGCAGAGCACAAGCCCUCACGCCCCGACCAGCGUGCACGUUGUGGCCGCCAUGACCUCAGCCAACGUCUCCUGGGAGCCCGGCUACGACGGUGGAUACGAGCAGACUUUCUCAGUUUGGUACGGCCCUCUGAUGAAGAGAGCCCAGUUUGGCCCCCAUGACUGGCUGUCUCUUCCUGUGCCAGCUGGUUCCAGUUGGCUACUGGUGGAUACCUUGGAACCGGAGACUGCGUACCAGUUCAGCGUCUUGGCUCAAAACAAGCUGGGUACCAGCUCCUUCAGUGAGGUGGUCACUGUGAACACUCUAGCAUUCCCUGUAACAACUCCAGAGCCUCUGGUGUUGGUUACCCCACCGAGGUGCCUAACAGCCAACCGGACACAGCAAGGCGUCCUCCUGUCGUGGCUUCCUCCUGCUAACCACAGCUUCCCCAUCGACCGCUACAUCAUGGAGUUCCGCAUCGCCGAGAGGUGGGAGAUCUUGGACGAUGGCAUCCCUGGGACAGAGAACGAGUUUUUUGCCAAGGACUUGUCCCAGGACACUUGGUACGAGUUCCGGGUCCUGGCGGUCAUGCAGGAUCUCAUCAGCGAACCCAGCAACGUUGCUGGUGUCUCCAGUACAGACGUAUUCCCUCAGCCUGAUCUGACAGACGAGGGUCUAGCCCGCCCAGUGCUGGCUGGCAUCGUUGCCACCAUCUGCUUCCUGGCUGCUGCCAUCCUCUUCAGCACACUCGCCGCCUGCUUCGUCAACAAGCAACGCAAACGCAAGCUCAAGCGCAAGAAAGACCCUCCUCUCUCGAUAACCCACUGCAGGAAGAGUUUGGAGUCCCCGUUGUCUUCCGGCAAGGUGAGUCCUGAGAGCAUCCGCACGCUCCGUCCCCCCUCGGAGUCCUCUGAUGACCAGGGUCCGCAGGCCAAGCGGAUGCUCAGCCCCACCAAGGAGAAGGAGCUCUCUCUUUACAAGAAGACCAAGCGAGCCAUCAGCAGCAAGAAGUACAGCGUCUCCAAGGCGGAGGCCGAAGCCGAGGCCACCACGCCCAUCGAGCUCAUCAGCCGCGGGCCCGACGGCCGCUUCGUCAUGGACCCGGCGGAGAUGGAGCCCUCCUUGAAGACGCGGCGGAUCGAGGGCUUCCCCUUCGUGGAGGAGACGGAUAUGUACCCUGAAUUCAGGCAGUCGGACGAGGAGAACGACGACCCCGUCGUCCCCGCCUCCGUCACCGCCCUGAAAGCCCAGCUCACCCCUCUCUCCUCCAGC
This is a messenger RNA of Merops nubicus (carmine bee-eater), 2489 nucleotides long. It is a transcript of the gene IGSF9B, whose product is annotated as immunoglobulin superfamily, member 9B. The annotation marks the transcript as partial. The transcript has 16 exons. NCBI's taxonomy places the organism in Eukaryota, Metazoa, Chordata, Aves, Coraciiformes, Meropidae. Gene Ontology annotation, biological process: cell-cell adhesion. The record is from RefSeq and is a predicted model, not a curated record. Gene Ontology annotation, molecular function: protein binding.